AUGAUAUCAUCUAGCAGAACCGACCAGACUAGUCACCUGCCAGCCAGGCUAAUCUUGUGGUACCGGUCCGACGUAUCUAGGUGUACCGACACAACAUAUCUAGGUGUACCGGUCCAACUUAUCGACUAUCAAUCCCCGCCGUCUAUAAUCUACCCGUCCUAUGGUCCGGACAUGGACAUGGGACGAGCCUAUUUCCGUGGUGAGGGUAGUCCUGGUCGUCUUGUCCUGGAGGGUGUAACCCAGGAGGACGCAGGACAGUACAAGUGUAGGACAGAUUUCCAUCAUGCUCCAACCAAGAUAUCUGUAAUCAACCUGAACAUUGUUAUUCCUCCAGAGAAACCAUAUAUUCAUGAUGAAUCUUCAAAUAGAAUGGUUCGGCUCAAGUUAGGGCCCUACAGGGAGGGGGAUACGGUGAAACUUCGUUGUGAAGUUCUUGGUGGGAACCCAGCCCCUGAAGUCACGUGGUGGAGAGAUCACACACUACUAGAUACAUCACAGGAAACUAGAAAACAAAAAGUUGUAAACCGUCUUGUGAUUGAGAAAAUAUCAAGAAUAGAUCUUCACUCGAUCUAUACAUGCCAGGCUUCCAACAACAACGUAUCUGUUCCUGUUUCUACCUCAGUCAAAUUAGAUCUUACUUAUGGUCCCGAGACAGUAAAGAUUGUUGGGAUGAAACCGGUUUUGAGCGCGGGUGUACAGUACAGACUGCAAUGUAUGGCAGCAGGUGGCAGGCCGGCCCCACAGAUAUCUUGGUAUAGAGGGGACAAGCUAUUAGAGGAAGCAGCUGGAAGUCCUGUGACUAGUCCUGAUGGAAAGGUAACGACUGGUACUCUCCUGUACACCCCAGAUUCUCUGCAUAAUGGAGAGAUUCUAAAAUGUCGGGCUGGACUCUCUAAUUUACCUGGAUCUUUUAUUGACACAACCUGGAACUUAUCCGUGCAUUAUAUCCCGGAUGUAAAGUUGGAGUAUGGAAGAUCAAUCGAUCCACACUUCGUUAAGGAAAAUGACGAUGUCUACUUUGAGUGUAGGAUAAAAUCUAACCCUUAUCCUCGUAAAAUCUACUGGAAGAAAGAUGGAAAAUUGUUAAACCAAGACAAGAAGAAUGGAAUACUGUUGAGUAAUCAGACGCUAGUCCUGCAGCACGUGCUCAAACCGCGAUCAGGUCUCUACACCUGCUCAGCAGAGAACACAGAGGGAACAGGAGAAUCAACCCCGCUACCCCUGGAGGUUAAAUUCUCUCCAGAAUGUUCUCCCAACCAGAUUCAGGUGUAUGGAGUUGCUAAGCAUGAAACUGCCCGAGUCCGCUGCGAGGUGAUUGCCAACCCCGAAGCCAACCUCAGGUUUACCUGGAAGUUUAAUACGUCAAGAGAGCUACUGGAUAUACAGGAGUCCCAGGUAACCAGCGAGGGUAGAGUAAGCUGGUUAGAGUAUACUCCCAGAACAGAAUUAGAUUAUGGAACCCUACUCUGCUCUGCUAGUAAUCAGAUCGGAGAGCAGUCGACCCCUUGUGGAUAUCGACUAAUACCUGCUGGACGACCAGACUCUGUCGAAAACUGCGUUGUCGACAAUCAAACAUUCUCGUCGCUGCAUCUUCGCUGCAACGCCGGAUUUGAUGGUGGACUUGAGCAGUCCUACUUUGUCGAAGUUCUAGAUGUGGAACUCGACACAGUUGUGUCGAAUAUUUCAACUUCGACGCCAACCUUUUCAAUAAUUGGUUUGGACUCUGAGCGUGAAUAUAUGGUAUCUGUUGUCUCUAUAAACGAGAAAGGCCGGAGUUCUAUCGUUCAACUCACCGCACAUACAACUAAACCUCAGGCUGCAGAGAGGCACACAGACCAGGCUAAGAUUGGUUCAUUACGGAGUAAGUUUGCUAUAACCCCCAUUCUGGGUAUUCUGAUUGGUAUUGGGUCUGCACUUACUCUAGUUUCUCUCACUAUAAUAUUUAUCCUCUGCUGCAGAUCUAAUUACGAGAAGGUUACCCGGGGAGAGACUAGGCUUCAAGAGAAUAAAGAACUAGGUCUGCAAGGAGAGGGAUGCCGAGGACCUGAUAUUAUACCAUCAGGAGAGGAAGUGUAUAAACAGAAGACCGAAUACAGGACCUUGCGGUACCCCACAACUACUCAAGAUAUGGAUAUGCUCAGAAACAUACAUCACAACAUUCAAAGACUGGUAAGGUUAAAAAAAUAAUGCAAUUUUGAUUUUAAGUGACCCUCCAUUAAACAUGUGGCUUUCCCGAUUCACAACACACCCUUAAAUCUUUAUCAGAUCGAUAAUUUUUAAGAUAACUUCGUUUCUCUAGCUUCGUACACAUUCUGCGCAUUACUUGUCAUAAAGUGCACGGAGAAAUGUACGCUACAGAUUAAUAUGCAGACAGUAAGCUUAGUAUGAAUAGUUUUAUUACAAGGGAUGUCUAGGUAUUUAUGCUAUGUUCCCAAUCUAAUUGUAUCUUAGAUCCAACCCGUUCAUGGAAUACUAAACAUUUAGGGUUGACAAAUAGUUAGUCUUUGAGUAGGUAUACACCUAGUUGGUCUUGG
Molecule: messenger RNA, 2534 nt
Organism: Eurytemora carolleeae
Lineage: Eukaryota; Metazoa; Arthropoda; Copepoda; Calanoida; Temoridae
Product: nephrin
Exons: 15
Coding region: 1-2187 (728 amino acids)
Molecular function (GO): protein binding
Source: RefSeq, a predicted model, not a curated record